GCUUGUUCUAAAUACAGUUGAUUUUAUCCAUGUAAAAUCAAUUACUUGUAUACUUUUUGAUUGUUAGUGAACGUUUGAUCCGCAUCCCAAUUAGAAGUUCACGUUGAAUGAGUUUUACAGCGAAGGCCGUUAACGAGCGUCUGAAGCUAAUAACAUAUCAUUGAAUGCAUAUUGGGCAAAAUAUUGUUUUUUAAUAAUAGGACACGAUGACUUUUUACAAAGCUAAUAUAUUUGAUUGCUAGUUAUGCCUUAAUGAUUCUGCAAAGUCACACUAAGUUAGGUCAGGGUGGACGAAUAUAUAAACUUGCCACCAACUUCGGUUUGUCAACAGUGAGACAACCCAUCUAGCUCAAAAAGUUCUAAAGGUCCGCAUAAAAAUGAACGGAUUGUGUGUGUUUUUCCUGCUACUUUUGGCUGCAGUAGUGAAAUCAGAUUUUGAUUUCAGCAACUACAAAGAAUUCGAACACCUGGCGGGAGAUCAGCGGGAAAAAGCGGUCAGCAUAUUCAAAGAAUGCAUGGCUGAAACAGGCGCGACCCACGAAAUGAUGGAAAAAUCUGUGGAAGGCGAUAUACCUGAUGACAUCGUUUUCAAGAACCACUUGGUUUGCAUUGGAAAGAAAAGUGGAUUUAUCGACGAAAAUGGAUUGCACAGCAAGGAGAAGCUGAAGGAGAAACUAACACUUUUACUUGGCGAUGAAGGGUUGGUGGACAAGAUUUUGGAUAAGUGUUUCAUGGAGAAAGGCACUCCUCAAGAUACAGCUUUUGAGCUAGCGAAGUGCUGCCAUAAGGAGUACCACAACUAGCGUUGAUUUUAUUGCUGUUUUAUAAUAUUUAGUACAUUUUAAAUAUAUCACCUCUUAGAAAUAUAGCAGUACGCAUCAUCA
This is a messenger RNA of Dendroctonus ponderosae (mountain pine beetle), 884 nucleotides long. RefSeq names its product B2 protein. Gene Ontology annotation, molecular function: odorant binding. The transcript has 2 exons. Lineage: Eukaryota; Metazoa; Arthropoda; Insecta; Coleoptera; Curculionidae. The record is from RefSeq and is a predicted model, not a curated record. Bases 378 to 803 code for a protein of 141 amino acids. Gene Ontology annotation, biological process: sensory perception of smell.